This is a messenger RNA of Boeremia exigua, 938 nucleotides long. RefSeq lists its product as uncharacterized. NCBI's taxonomy places the organism in Eukaryota, Fungi, Ascomycota, Dothideomycetes, Pleosporales, Didymellaceae. The transcript has 4 exons. The record is from RefSeq and is a predicted model, not a curated record. Bases 132 to 875 code for a protein of 247 amino acids. Gene Ontology annotation, molecular function: peptidase activity.
CCAGCUCAUUCCAAGUUUCCAACCUCAUUUCACACCUGUGCACAUGCAUCAGCACAACGUUAGAUGGGAUCGGAUGCUCUAUCGAAGUUGACCAAGGCCGGCGAGAGCGCCUGGAAGUCGUUCCAGCAAAGAUGGUACGGCUGGAAAGGAAAAGGGGCCAACCUGAUGCGCAAUUGGCAGAAGCCAUUCGUCAGAAGAAUCUCUAUCUCCGACAAAUUGCGGCGAAGAUCACAGGCAACUCGGAAUCCGAAGUGCCUCCACUCAUAUGCACAGCACAGGCACCUAGCCGUGCAGUCUUCUUAAUCACCACGCCAGUUGCUUUUGGCAGGCUUGAAGUCUCUAAGAAUACCUAUGAUCUUCUCGCCAAACAUUUUGGUAUGAGUCUGAACAGCAUCUCACAUUGGGCUGUGGUAGUCGUUGAUCGCGGGCUUGGGCCAACCUACGCGUACGACUUGAUGAGCGAUCAGUUGAAGGUGCAGAUGCUGAUGAAUAAUUAUCUCCGCGUGUACGAAGCUACUGAGCAAUUCAUCGCGACAUGGAGCUCGUGCUACUAUGUGGGAGAGACAACAAAGAGAAACGAGGAAAUCCAGGCCCUGGGUGAAAACUUCAUCGCCACAAACAGGCGAUACAAUCUGCUCUCGAACAAUUGCCAACAUCUUACAGAGAAUCUUGUCCGGGAGCUUUGCAAUGGCAAGAUGAUUAGCCAAGCCAAGCUGGAAGAAGAAAUCCGCCUCCUCUCGCCAAAGCUUGCGCGCGACUUGAUGGUAGCGAGGCUGAGAUCUAAGCUUGACAAGGAGGACCAAAAAGAAGAUAGUGCGUCUGUGCAAAGCGAUGUCUUUACGAUAAAGGAGUUGUGGGGCAGGAUCAAACAGUAGCUGUUUUGUAGAGUUUUGUGACCUCUCCCACCGCUUUCCCACUGUCUAGCUGUCUUUCGACGA